Molecule: messenger RNA, 1407 nt
Organism: Saccostrea echinata
Lineage: Eukaryota; Metazoa; Mollusca; Bivalvia; Ostreida; Ostreidae
Product: peroxidase-like protein 3
Exons: 10
Coding region: 1-1395 (464 amino acids)
Biological process (GO): response to oxidative stress
Molecular function (GO): heme binding; peroxidase activity
Source: RefSeq, a predicted model, not a curated record
AUGGUCCCUGAGUGUUAUGUGAUAGAAAUCACAACAGGCGAUGCUCGAUUUCCAAGUAGAACAUGUAUGGAUUUUUCUCGAUCAAUACCGACUCCACAUGACGAAGGCUGCAGCAUAGGCCCUAGGCAACAGGUGAACCGACUAUCUUCCUUUAUUGAUGCAGGAAUGUUAUAUGGAGACUCAAAACGAUUUAAUGAAAAUCUCAAUGGACAUGUUGGCACCAUGAGGACAUCAUCAGGUGACAUACUUCCUCCUGGAGGAGCCUGUCAUACAUCUCAAACAGAAGAUUUCUGCCAACUGGCCGGUGACGAAAGAUCAAAUGAAUUUCCUUCUUUGGGUGGUCUCCAUGUCGUAUUCCUUCGCCUUCACAAUAUCAUAGCAAUCAAAUUACGACAAAUAACUGGACUAUCUAGUCAAGAUGUGUUUUUGGAAACGAAGAAGAUUAUGGGCGCCAUUAUGCAACAAGUGACGUACGGGGAAUACCUUCCGGCUAUUUUAGGGAAAGAAACUAGGAAAAAAUUGUCUCUGAACCUUCGACAAAAAGGUUAUUGGAAUAGAUAUGAUUCUAAGGUGAACCCCACUGUUAAGAACGUCAUUGCUACUGCAGCACUUCGAUAUGGACACUCACAGAUUCCUCCAGAGCUAGGCUAUAUGACGAGGAUGUUUGCCACAUCUAGAGUAUUUAAAUCGGAAGAUGUCUUCAUGGAUCCCCAUAUAGUUGUUACACAACAAGGACAAAACAUUCCAGAUUUGGCGCGGUUUUUAUUAGCCACGCCCUCAAGAAAGAUUGAUAGACAAAUUGAAAAUGCCGCCAGAAAUGAAUUAUUUCGUGAUAUAAAUGGAGUAACGUUUGACUUAAUGUCAUUCAACAUUCAAAGAGGGCGGGACCACGGUUUACCUGCCUACAACGAAUGGCGGAAGUGGUGUAAACUUCCGGUAGCAAACACUUUUUCCGAAUUACAAGAUCAUAAUUCUGACACGAUUGCAAGAUUGCAAAAUGUUUAUGACCACGUUGAUGACAUUGAUGUGUUCGUUGGAGGUAUUUCAGAAAUACCUCGCGCAGACGCAGUUGUAGGUCCACUUUUCGAAUGUUUACUAGGAUGGCAGUUCAGAGACCUAAGGUUUGGGGACAGAUAUUGGUACGAAAAGAGGGGAAUAGAGGGAUUCUCUAGAGGUCAACUUAGAGAAAUAAGAAAAAUGACGUUAUCUAAGAUUCUUUGUGAGACGCUGAAUCUGGAUAAAAUUCAGGAAGAAGUUUUCAACCUCGUAGGAUCAAAAAAUCCCCUUGUUAAGUGUUCUUCAUUGCCCUUUAUGGACCUUUCAGAGUGGAAGAAAUCCCCCUUUCCCUUCAUUCACUGGAGAAAAUUUCUAAGUUCAGGGGGACUUUAUAAUUAAUAUUCUUUAGAA